Molecule: messenger RNA, 915 nt
Organism: Diplodia corticola
Lineage: Eukaryota; Fungi; Ascomycota; Dothideomycetes; Botryosphaeriales; Botryosphaeriaceae
Product: mannose-p-dolichol utilization defect 1 protein
Exons: 2
Coding region: 1-915 (304 amino acids)
Source: RefSeq, a predicted model, not a curated record
AUGGACGCUGCCCUCGACACCGUGCGCACCGCGCUCCAACCCAUCACCCACAACCUCCCCGCCCCCAUCCACGACCUCGGCCUCUCGCUGCUCGGCCCCAAAUGCUACCAAAAGCUCAUCAAAGACAUCGACCCAAUCGCCCACCCCGACUGCCUCAAGCUCGCCAUCAGCAAAGGGCUCGGCAUCGGCAUCGUCGGCGCGUCGGCGGUGGUCAAGGUGCCGCAGCUGAUCAAGCUGCUGCGGUCGCAGAGCGCCGAGGGCGUGUCCUUCCUGUCGUACCUGCUCGAGACGGCGGCGUACCUCAUCGGCCUCGCGUACAACGCCCGCGCCGGCUUCCCGUUCUCGACGUACGGCGAGACGGCCCUGAUCGCGGUGCAGAACGUGGCCAUCGCGGCGCUGGUGCUGCAUUUCAAGGGGAGGGAUGCCGGCGCGGCGGCGUGGGUGGCGGGCCUCGCGGCGGCGGGGUACGCGCUGUUUGAUAAGGGCAUCGUGGAUGCGAAGAUGCUGGCGACGCUGCAGGCGGCCGGGGGCGUGCUGAGCAUCGCGAGUAAGGCGCCGCAGAUUGUCGAGGUGUAUAGGCAGGGCGGGACGGGGCAGUUGAGCGCUUUUGCGGUCUUCAACUACCUCCUCGGGUCGCUCUCGCGCAUCUUCACCACCAUGCAGGAGGUCGGCGACCAGCUCAUCCUCUUCGGCUUCGUCGCGGGCUUCCUGCUCAACGCUGUCCUGGCCAUCCAGAUGAUCUACUACUGGAACGCGCCGGCCAGCCGCAGCGGCAAGAGCAAGAGCAAGAGCAAGAGCAAGAAGAAGGCGACGGAGAAGGCUGUGCAGGCAAAGGACAAGGACAGCGGAAAGCCGCUGGCUACCACGACGUCCGCGAGCAAGGCGAAGAGCCCGAGCACUCGCCGCAGGGGUUAG